Messenger RNA from Miscanthus lutarioriparius, 894 nucleotides. NCBI's taxonomy places the organism in Eukaryota, Viridiplantae, Streptophyta, Magnoliopsida, Poales, Poaceae. The record is from the annotation of a GenBank genome assembly.
AUGGAACAGAACGCCGGCUCGUUCCUCGCCGUGCGUCGCCUCUCCGGCGGCGCCAUCCACCACCAUCGCCACCACUCUUCGCCGGCUGAGGUCGUGGGCGUGUCCACGGCGUGGCUCGGGAAGGGGCUUUCGUGCGUCUGCGCGCAGAGGAGGGAGAGCGACGCGCGCCUCUCCUUCGAUUUGAGUCCCAUUCAGGAAGAGUGCUUGCAUAGGUUGCAGAACCGGAUAGAGGUGCAGUAUGAUGGUUCAAAUCUAGAGCAUCAGAAAGCACUGGAAGCCCUUUGGCGUGCUUCUUUUCCUGGAACUGAACUUCUAGGAUUAGUAUCAGACCAGUGGAAGGAGAUGGGAUGGCAAGGGAAAGAUCCAUCUACAGAUUUCAGGGGUGGUGGUUUUAUAUCUUUGGAGAAUUUACUGUAUUUCUCUAGGAACUAUCCAAAAUCCUUUCAGGAGCUCCUUUAUAAGAAGAAUGGUGAUAGAGCAUUGUGGGAAUAUCCCUUUGCUGUAGCUGGUGUAAAUAUUACAUUCAUGCUAAUUCAGAUGCUUGAUCUUCAAGCAGCUAAGCCAACGUCGUUGAUUGGAGCAGUUUUCCUAAAUCUACUCUUAGAAAAUGAUCGAGCGUUUGACAUUCUUUACUGCAUAACCUUCAAACUGAUGGAUCAGAAAUGGCUUGAAAUGCACGCCAGUUACAUGGAUUUCAAUGUACGUCUUUCCUUUCUCAUAUGCAAUCUUUCGGACACGUUCUUUGUACCAAGCACCUUCCUUGCUGACCAAAUCGUGGAACUCACGCUGCAGACGGUUAUUAAAUCCACACGGCGCCAGCUCGAGAGGGAGCUGUUGCUAGAAGACAUCCAGAGAAUCGAGGACAUGCCAUCAUACAGGUUUCUCACCUGCUAG